Triplophysa dalaica is the source of this 1953-nucleotide messenger RNA. Its product is annotated as zinc-binding protein A33-like. Lineage: Eukaryota; Metazoa; Chordata; Actinopteri; Cypriniformes; Nemacheilidae. Gene Ontology annotation, molecular function: zinc ion binding. Bases 147 to 1559 code for a protein of 470 amino acids. The record is from RefSeq and is a predicted model, not a curated record. The transcript is spliced from 6 exons.
UGGCAUAGCCUGUUAAACAAAUAGGAGGAUCCACAUGAAAACAUGACGUUUCAUUGUCAAUGAGAGGACACUCCAAUCACACACAUCCCCAUGUGAACUUGCAUCUACUUUUCAGAACAUCAACGGAUUUUUAAAAGAAUAUCCUAAUGGCUUCGAAAAUGUCUUCACACCUUACGUGUCCAGUGUGUCUGUGCCUCUUCAACGAUCCAACAGUUUUGCCAUGCGAGCAUACGUUCUGCCGCCUGUGUAUUUUGAGUUGUUUGGAAUCAGGUGCUACCAGAUGCCCGGAAUGCAGACAAAACUUUACAAAACAGGACCUGAAAGGAAACCGAGCUCUGAGAAACCUUGUGGAUGAUGUACAGCAAGAACAAAAGAAGAAUGAAGUGAAGAAACAGCAACAUAAUGCAAAGAAUACGCAUGCGGUGCUGUGCUCUGAGCACGAGGAACCGCUCAAACUGUUCUGUGAGGAUGAUCAGAAAUUGGUUUGCCUCAUUUGCAGAGAGGGAGAAAAACACAGUGGACACAGUUUCAAGCCUGUUAAAGAGGCUGUGGCGGCCUAUGAGAAUGUGGCGAUACAAGCAUUGAGCUUCAUUCACGAUGAAAACAAACAAGUGGGUGAAAUGAUCUUUUAUCAGAUGAAUGAAAUCACAAAAUCCAAGGAAAGAGGCAACAAUCUUGAGGAAAGAAUACAUGCGCAGUUUAAGAAAAUGCAUGACUUCUUGAGGGAAAAGGAGGAAAUAAUGAUAAAGCUACUACAGAGAGAAUCAGACAGUGCAGAGGUCACAAUGAAGCAAAACGCAUCACUCCUGGGAGACUUGCAAAUAAAUGGAAACCAAGUGAUGUCUUGUUUGGAGUCAGGACUAAAGUGUACCCAACCUGAGACGUUUUUACAGUGGUGGAGUGAAGAAGGUUCCGAUGUUGUCAAAAACAUCACUGCCACCGACAACAAAGACAUCACACCUUUCUUCCAGGCCCAAUUUAGGUCAAGACUUUAUGGUAAUCAUGUGAUUUCUGACCACUUCACUAUUGGCCCUUAUGAAAGUUAUCUGCCAAUGAUUGUUUGCAGAGACAUGCUAGAUUCAGUUAAACAAGACCUGAAUACAUCUAUAAUACACGAAGACAUGAAACUGUCUAUCAGAAAAGACAGCCACCCGCAGCUAGACGGGCAGGAGUACUUUGCAAGAGUUCUGCCGUUUUACAAUGGUAAUAGAAACAGUAAUGUGGAAGACAAGCAAACUUGGUUGUACUGGGAAGUUGCCAUAGGAACCGAACCAGGAUGGGAAAACGGGCUUACAGUAAAAUACUAUCCAAAGCAGAAGCAUGCCACUUUCUUGAAGACUUUUUCACUAGUAGUAACCCCUAAAAGCUUUGAGAAAUUAGCUCUUUUAGUAAAACAUAACAGACUAUAUGCUGUAAGAGGUGAUGAAGAAACCUUACUUGUCAACCAGGUUGUUCCUAGAAGAGUUGGAGUUUAUAUAGACUGUGAGAAAUGUCAGGUCGUGUAUUGCAAUGCAGACAAUAUGUCUCUCAUUCACACAAUGUGGUGUGGAAAUAAAUGAUGGAUAUAUAAAUACAACUAUACAAACGCUGGGUUUCUUUAAACCCAUGGCCAGGUCAAAAUGGCACAAACCCAUAUGCUUGGAUGUUUUAGCCUAAAAUUCUGGGUUGUUUUACCCAAGGUUGAAUCAAAUAUAAACAGUUGCGUUUGUCCUUUUUGACCCACCUAUGAGUUAAAAAUAUAGGGUUAAUGCUAAUCUAUCGUUGGUUUUGAAAUGUGAUUAGUGCCUAGUAUAUUAUUAGUAAUAUAUUUAUAAAAAUAAAUGUAUGAAUAAAGCACAUUUAAAAUCAGUUUUGGGUUAAGGGGUAGAAGUUACGCAUUGAGUUUUGCAUUUUUAGUGUUUGGUUCUGUUUCUCAAAUUUGGUGGGUAUAUAAUUAAAUAAUUUUUAUGUUAA